Molecule: messenger RNA, 679 nt
Organism: Lycium ferocissimum
Lineage: Eukaryota; Viridiplantae; Streptophyta; Magnoliopsida; Solanales; Solanaceae
Product: transcription factor RADIALIS-like
Exons: 2
Coding region: 114-353 (79 amino acids)
Molecular function (GO): DNA-binding transcription factor activity
Source: RefSeq, a predicted model, not a curated record
CUCUAUAGCACAUACAGAGCUUAACUACUAUUUUCUCUUGCUAUUCAGCCAUUUAAAUUUCACUAGCUUAACUAAUAGUCUCUUCUUCUUCUUCUCCUUCUUCAAUUUCAAUAAUGUCUGCACAAGCGCAAGGAUCAGCAGGUACAUGGACUGCAGAGCAAAACAAGGCAUUUGAGAAGGCAUUGUCAGUGUAUGACAAAGACACCCCAGACCGUUGGUCCAACGUUGCUAAGGCUGUCGGAGGGAAUAAAACUGCUGAAGAGGUGAAGCGACAUUAUGAAACACUUGUCCAUGAUAUCAUGUUCAUUGAGAGUGGCGGGGUGCCCUUCCCCAACUACAGGACCACUAAUUAAGGAUGUAAAAUCUGGGGCUCCAGCGAAGCAAUGAGGCAAAAAAAGAUGCAACCUUAAUUAAUUAAGCUACGACUAUUACAGAGCAAUUGCUUGCAAGAAAGUAACCCUACUACUAGUUACAGCAAAAAUAAUCAGAAUUUCGCGUUUAAUUUUCUUUUUGAAAAUUUAAGUGAAGUGUAUUAAUUUCUUUGUAUGUCCAAAUUAAUAGUAUUUGUGUUGUUGUUAUGAAUUUCAUUCAUGUAUUAUCUGAAGGAAGCAUUUGAAUUCCUUCUACCGUGUAAUAAUAUUCAUGUUUGAUCUCUUUCUAUAUGAAACGUGUUUUUUAA